Messenger RNA from Hyalella azteca, 1873 nucleotides. RefSeq lists its product as uncharacterized. Gene Ontology annotation, cellular component: neuron projection membrane. Bases 118 to 1569 code for a protein of 483 amino acids. NCBI's taxonomy places the organism in Eukaryota, Metazoa, Arthropoda, Malacostraca, Amphipoda, Hyalellidae. Gene Ontology annotation, biological process: synapse organization. The transcript has 8 exons. The record is from RefSeq and is a predicted model, not a curated record.
UAAAUACAUCGUCUUCUUAUCCUACUGCUGGUAUUAAGACAUUGCAAGACAUGAUACACGUACGUUAUUUCACGUAUUGAAGAAAGGUGAAGUGGAAGGUGUGUGAAUCUAGAAACGAUGAAGCACAGCGCUGUGUGUGUGUUACUGACGCUGGCUCUUACGUGUACAGGCACUAAAUCCGUGGACGAUCACGCCAAUGAUGAAUGGACGGUCAGAGUAAGAAAGACUGCGAAAAUUUCAACUCAUCCAGCACUUCUUGUGCGGCAUGGUGCAAGAAGCUCUUUUGAACAAAUAUAUUCACCACAGGCAUCCCGAACAGAGACUAAUUAUGUUCCAAGAGACAAAAACAUCAAACAAUCGUUAGAGACUGGAAAUUUUAGUUAUAAGUUUCAUGUUAUCGAAUCCAAUUUCGAACCUGUAAAAACACGCGUAGUUUCAACCACCAACACACCAAAAUUCACAAGAAAUUUCAAUAACAUCAACAUAAAGACAAAAGGGAUUGAUCCUUCCAAUGAAAACACAGGCAUUCUCAAGAAACUAGAGACGCACGGAUCAAGAGCCUUCAGUUACACGAAGGCUAAACUAAGAGGAGAUAGCAAACCUUCAGCUGGCAAUCCACCCCAUCGUACAGUAAAAAUAAACGGAAGCGUCGGGACGCCUGAUAUAUCAGGCAGUCGGUCGCAAUGGAAGAAGCAAAAUAAAGGCAAACAUGGAGGGGAUCACUGGGUGGAAUACGACUUCGAUCAAGGAACUUCGACCACAACUGUGCACCCUUCACUGCCGGAGAAUCCUGAAGGACUGAAAAACCCCACACUUUUGGUGGGCCUAUGGAUUGAGGAGCCGAAGGAACGCGAGUCAAAAGCACAUUUUGGAGGGGAGAACAAUUCCCUGGUGCACGCACAAAUCGAUACCACCGCUAAAUUGCCGUGUGUUAUCUUCAACAGGGAUGACCAUGAAACCAUUUCGUGGAUACGAAGUCGCGACCACCACCUCAUCACGGUGGGGCGGCAGACCUACAGCAGCGACAACCGCUUCUCUGUUAACUUCAACAGGCACCUCAGUCAAUGGACGUUGUACGUACGCUACGUGCAGCCGCGCGACGCAGGCGAGUACAUCUGCCAGCUGUCGACGGAUCCUCCGAUGGUGCAUCUAGUCAGGCUCUCCGUAACUGCCCAGGCCUCGUCGGUGAUCGCGGGCGGGCGCGAACGCUACGUGCACGAGGGUAGCAGCGUGAGGCUGGAGUGUGUCCUGCAGAACCACACGCAACCUCCCGACUACGUCUUCUGGUACCAUAACGGUACCAUGAUUAACUAUGACCUCAAUAGGAAGGUGUCAGUCGAAGCGACUACUGACGGCAGUGUGCUGACGUUGCUGUCGGUUGGCCGCACCGACAGCGGCAACUACACUUGUUCCCCCGCCAACGCGCAGUUCGCCUCCAUCACUCUGCACAUUAUACUGGGCGACACGUUGGCGGCCAUGAAGGUAUCAGGAGCGUCAGAGUUGGCCAGCUAUAAAUCUGCCAUCUUUGUUCUACUCUCGGUCUACUCAACUCUACGCCCGCUCUUGUGACGCUGAACUCCUCCAGCCGCUGCCUAUUAUGGCGUUGAAUUAAAUAAGCUGUAAAAUAUUGUAAAAUAUCUAAUUAUUUCACAUGAAAAAGAAUAUGUCUCUAAAUAGAUCUAUGCUCGUAUUAUGUAUUUAUGUAUGUGGAUUUACAGAAGAAAUGUUAGAAUUGUCGUUAUAUAUAAAUGUUUCUGAUUGUUACAAAAAAUAAUAUUCAAAAUAUUUAACGUUGAUGUCGAUUAAUAUUUUAUGAACGAUUUUCCGCGGUUAAUAUUUAUCCGCGUAUAAGAGAAGAGAUUGAUAAUAUAAA